GCGCUGCUCGGGCGCCGGCCUCCCGGAACAAAGAUGGCGGCAGCGGGCGGUCCUACGGCUGCAAGUCCCAUAGACACUCCAUGCUGCCCCGUCAAAUGCAGAGGCUGGGCAGAGACUGGAUUGCCCACUGGAAUAGUUCUCAAGUGUUUACCUGGAACAGCCCAGUUUUCAACUGUAUGAGAUGGGCUGGACACUAUCCCUGGGCUUCAUUUCCCCUUCCUGUUCCAGUUGAUUUCUCAGCAAACUGGAGGUUGCCUCCAUUUUUUGGACCUUGGAGACAAUCGCAGAACUCAAAUUGGCAGCUUGAUAACUUCACACAGAAUUGUUGCUUUCAUCUAUCUAAUUCCAAUAUGAAAUCUGAGGGAGAAGAACCAUCUACAAAAAAGAGAAAACUCAGUGGCCAGCAUGAUACUUCAACUCCUGAAGAAGAAACAAGCAGCUCUCAUCAGAAGGAAGCAUUGUGUCUUUCUGUAGUGCAGAAUGAACAAAACUGUACCAAAAAGAGAGGAGCAAUCCAAAGACACUGGGAAUAUUUUUGUCAGCAUAGUAGAACAAUGAAGAUUUUUGAAAAUAAAGCAACUGACCAAAGCAAUAGAGAAAGUGAGGCAAAAUUUGAUUUUACAGUCAUGUCCUACAAUAUCCUUUCACAGAAUCUGUUAGAAGAUAACUCCCACCUGUAUAAACACUGCAGGCAGACCUUAUUAAUCUGGACAUACAGAUUUCCCAACAUUCUACAAGAAAUCAAACAAUUGGAUGCAGAUGUACUUUGUUUACAGGAAGUCCAAGAAGACCAUUAUAGAACAGAGAUCAAGUCAAGUCUGGAGUCCCUGGGGUAUCACUGUGAGUACAAGAUGAGGACAGGGAGAAAACCUGAUGGCUGUGCUAUUUGCUUCAAAACUUCCAAAUUUAAUCUGAUCUCAUCAAGCCCUGUGGAAUUUUUUCGCCAUGAUAUUCCACUCUUGGACAGGGACAAUAUUGGACUGGUGUUGCUUUUACAGCCUAGACUUCACUGUAAAACUACUGCUGCAAUCUGUAUAGCCAAUACACAUCUGCUGUAUAACCCAAGGCGAGGGGACAUCAAACUGACCCAACUUGCCAUGCUCCUGGCAGAGAUUGCUAGUGUUGCCCAUCAGAAGGAUGGUACUUUCUGUCCAAUUAUUAUCUGUGGUGACUUCAAUUCUGUUCCUGGUUCUCCACUGUACAGAUUUAUAAAAGAAGGAAAGUUAAAUUAUGAAGGACUUGCUAUUGGAAAGGUCUCUGGACAAGAACAAUUUCCAAGGGGACAAAGAAUCUUAUCUAUUCCAAUUUGGCCAAAAAAAUUAGGUAUUUCACAAAACUGUGUGUAUGAAAUAAAACAGCAACAAAAAGAAGAAAAUGCAGGAGAAAAGAUGACAGAAGCAAAAUUGGACAACACUGAAGAGAUUGUAAUAGCAUCUGAAAAGUUGUCUUCAAAAUUACAGCACCAUUUUAAACUGUCUUCAGUCUAUUCUCAUUACUUCCCUGAAACUGGACUGCCAGAAGUAACAACCUGUCACUCCCGAAGUGCUGUCACUGUGGAUUAUAUUUUCUUUUCUGCAGUAAAUGAUGAUAUUGCUGCCCAGCCAGGAGCAGAGGAUUCUUUCAAUGGAGGUCUGAAACUUCUUGGUAGGCUGGCACUUCUAACAGAGCAAGAUCUUUGGACUGUUAAUGGUCUUCCUAAUGAAAAUAACUCUUCUGACCAUCUGCCAUUGCUAGCGGAGUUCAGACUUGUUGAACGGUAAUACCUAAAGGACUUCCUGUAUAGCUGAAGCUUCCAUCACCAUCUAUCUUUGUGUAAUUUUAAAAAAAAUAUUUCAAGCACUGCUGGUCCGGUUUUAAUAUGUUUGCCUGCAUGCUGAUUUGUUAGUGUUGUGUAAAGUAGACUUUUUAAAGUGACUUUUUUUUUAAGGUUGUUUAAAUUACUCCUUGAAGAACUCCUUGAAGCAAAAAAAAAAAAAAAAAAAAGGGAGUUUACAUUAGCUUCUUUUUGAUAAUGGAAAACAUCCGUGCCAGUCUCAAAAUGGCAUUAUUUUUCACAAAGACGCUAUAAAUGGUUUUUUAUUGUAAAUUGCAGUAAAACUGACUAUUCUUUAAGAAUUGUGUGUUUCUUUAAGUAAAGGGGAGUGAGUUUGUGUGCAUGCCAUACUUUAUAAUGAGUUGAAAGCAAUGUUUAUUAAGGAGUUGCUCUGUAGCUACCUCUCUAAAUACUUCUGCAAAAAGAUUUCCUCAAUUAUCUAGAGUGGAGACAGUACAGAGGCUACAAGACUGGACUCACAAGAAGAAGUAGGUGUUUUUUGGGUUUUUUUUGUUUGUUUUUUGUUUUUUGUUUUUCACAGUAAGGAAAAUAUUUAUGUGAAGAAGUUAUUUCUUAAACUUUAGAAAACCUAAGUACUGGUACUAGCCACUGGAAUGUUUUAAAACAUACCUGAAAUAAAAUCAAAGUUAUUGGGCAUGCAGCACUAUAGCAAAUCAACUAAAUUUCCUAUAGAAAGAAAAGAAAACAUCUAUGUUGAACAAGUAGGAAAAGGCUUUUUUCCAUUUAGUUGUAAAGAAUAUAAAGUUGUGUAUUCAAAUGAGAGCUCUUCUGAGGUAUUAAAUAUUCAGGAUUUUAUAUUCACUUUCAUAAUGCAUUGAUAAACAUCCUCUGUGAAA
Messenger RNA from Rhea pennata, 2670 nucleotides. RefSeq names its product angel homolog 2 (gene ANGEL2). Gene Ontology annotation, biological process: 3'-UTR-mediated mRNA stabilization. Gene Ontology annotation, molecular function: 3'-5'-RNA exonuclease activity; mRNA 3'-UTR binding. Bases 81 to 1760 code for a protein of 559 amino acids. The transcript has 9 exons. The record is from RefSeq and is a predicted model, not a curated record. Lineage: Eukaryota; Metazoa; Chordata; Aves; Rheiformes; Rheidae.